Toxorhynchites rutilus septentrionalis is the source of this 2422-nucleotide messenger RNA. RefSeq names its product probable 28S rRNA (cytosine-C(5))-methyltransferase. The transcript is spliced from 3 exons. Gene Ontology annotation, molecular function: RNA binding; rRNA (cytosine-C5-)-methyltransferase activity. NCBI's taxonomy places the organism in Eukaryota, Metazoa, Arthropoda, Insecta, Diptera, Culicidae. Gene Ontology annotation, biological process: rRNA base methylation; maturation of LSU-rRNA. The record is from RefSeq and is a predicted model, not a curated record. Bases 189 to 2282 code for a protein of 697 amino acids. Gene Ontology annotation, cellular component: nucleolus.
UAGGUCAAAUGUCUUUAAAAUGAAGACACGUUUUCAAACCUGGCAUCUCUGCAGACAGGUAGCACAUUGUAUACGUCGUGUUUGAAUCAAAACAUUCAGGGGUGCUGUUGUAAACAUGCUUUUGUAGAGUAUAGACCGGGGUUUGUGACACAAGUUUUUUGAGAAGCAACGUGCGUUGAACAUACAUCAUGGGACGCAAGAUUAAUUUGGCUGAUAAACCUAAGAAAGGUCCUGGCAGAAAAGCUCGUAAACAGAAAGACCCAACUUUUAGUAAUACUGUCCUUAAAAAUGUGAAGGAUUCGGAUGAUGUGGGUAAACUAUCUCACAGGCAGAAAGUGCGAGCUAAAAAACGUGUACAAAAGUCACUAACGACAAACAAGAAAGCAUCAAAAAUCAAGGAAAUUCAGAAACAGCUGGACAAUGGUGAAUCCGAAACGAAAAAAAUCAUGAAAAACUUAUCCAUCGAUACAGACCUUACCAAAAGCAGAGAGAAAUAUGCUAAAGCUACCGGGAAACGAAAACUGGUCAGCAAUGAAAGCGAUAGCGUAGAGGAAGAAUCAGAUAAUUCUGAUACUUCGGAAAAUGUAACUCCUGUUAAAUGUGACAUAUUGGCAAGCGAUGAUAACGACUCGAACUCAGAGGAUCAAGAUUCACAUGCUAACGUCACAGGAAAUUUAAAUGACUUCCUUUCUUCAGACGAAGAUGGUUCACAUGAUACCGAAGAUGACAGUGGAGAGGAAGACGAUGAAUCGUCUAUGUUGCCAAUUGAACGAGCUGGGAAGAAAAUCAAAAAAAGAAAAGAAAAGGAAGAACAUUUAGCUGAACAAGAACUUCAGGACAGCAUUGCAAACAAUGAAAAAUUCCAGUUCCCCACUCCUGAACAAAUUGCCGCAGAGAAUCUUCAGGACGUGCACAUACGAAUAAAAGAAGUGAUAGGAGUAUUAGCUGAUUUUUCCGCCAAUCGUGAUCCAAAUCGCUCGAGAACCGAAUACAUCGAUCUCUUGUGCAAAGAUCUAUGUUUAUAUUAUUCGUACAAUGAAUAUUUCAUGCGACUUCUUAUUCAACUUUUUUCGCCUAAUGAAUUGUUAGAAUUUUUGGAAGCUUCCGAAGUACAGAGACCUCUCACAAUCCGUACAAAUAAUUUGAAAACACGUCGUCGGGACUUGGCUCAAGCCCUAAUCAAUCGAGGUGUUAAUUUGGACCCAAUUGGACAGUGGUCGAAGGAAGGAUUAGUUGUCUAUUCUUCGCAGGUCCCACUUGGAGCAACACCAGAAUACUUGGCUGGACAAUAUAUGAUACAAGGGGCAUCCAGUAUGUUACCUGUAAUAGCAUUAGCUCCGGAAGAAAACGAAAGAAUUCUAGAUCUCUGCGCAGCUCCCGGGGGCAAAAGCUCACACAUAGCGGCAUUGAUGAAGAAUACAGGAGUUUUAUUUGCGAAUGACGUAAACAAAAAUCGCCUUCAAGCGGUAACAGGUAAUUUUCAUCGCUUGGGAAUUCAGAACGCUAUCGUAACAAAUAUCGAUGGAACAAAAUAUCGUGAUAUAAUGACGGGAUUUGAUCGUGUUCUAUUAGAUGCCCCUUGUACGGGUUCUGGAGUUAUUUCGAAAGAUCCUAGUGUGAAAACAACUAAAACCGAAAUUGACGUACAACGAUGUUAUAAUUUACAGCGUAAAUUGCUUUUAACAGCAAUCGACUGUGUCAGUGCCAGCUCCCGCACAGGUGGUUAUAUUGUUUACUCGACUUGUUCGAUUCUGCCCCAAGAAAAUGAAUGGGUUCUUGACUAUGCGAUAAGAAAACGAAAUGUGAGACUCGUUUCUACAAAUUUGGAUUUUGGUACCGAAGGUUUCGUGAACUUUGCUGGUCAGAAAUAUCAUCCCUCAAUGAAAUUAGCUCGUCGUUUUUAUCCCCAUACCUUCAAUAUGGAUGGCUUCUUUGUAGCGAAAUUGCAGAAGUUUUCAGAUGCUAUUCCAAGCCACAAAAACAACAAUGAGGAAGAAGAAGAGGAAUUGUUUGCAGAUGAAUCCGUUGAUAAGGUUGUUCAGGAACUUCCUAAAAAGAUAGACAAACGGGAUUGGUACUACAGUGAUAUAAUUGAGAAAAGGAAGAAACAACGUCUUGAUCCUAACCAUAUUGAAAAGGUGUUCCAAAAACCGACUGCUAACCAAAAGCAAAAACAAGAUAAAGAUAGAUCUAAUCUUACGGUUGAGAAAAUAAACAAAAAGAUGAUGAAAUUUUCAACAUCGAAAGGUGUUAUUAAAAAGAAAAAAAUGAAGAAAAAUUAAACUACUGUGACUGAAUGAGCUACAGGCCAAACUGAAGCAUCAAAUAUGCACAUAAAAGUAUGUAUGUAAUUUACCGCACUAUAGAGUGAGGUAUUUAAAAUAUCAGAGAAUAAUAACAGAACAUUUUCAAAUGAAGCAAA